Fonsecaea multimorphosa CBS 102226 is the source of this 1884-nucleotide messenger RNA. RefSeq lists its product as uncharacterized. Lineage: Eukaryota; Fungi; Ascomycota; Eurotiomycetes; Chaetothyriales; Herpotrichiellaceae. The coding region runs from base 1 to 1884 and encodes 627 amino acids. The record is from RefSeq and is a predicted model, not a curated record. Gene Ontology annotation, molecular function: zinc ion binding; DNA binding. Gene Ontology annotation, biological process: DNA-templated transcription. The transcript has 7 exons.
AUGAUACCUACCAACGCGCCGACACAGACACAGCCUCGGGAACAUGCACACAAUGACUGGGUCUCUGAUCCUGUGCCUGACAAUUUGCAAAACCUAGACAAUCUUGAUCUUCAGCAAAGCAAUGAGAGUGAGAACACACUCGACGAAGGGAAGAACCCCUCUGCCUUUGCCGAGGCGGUACAGGCGAAUAGCCCCUUCAAUACCAAACGGCCCUUCCACUCAGGCGACCGGCAGGGUCUCGUGCACUCUGUGAUGGAGAUCUGCUCUGGCAAACGGUCCAAUAUGAGCAGCGGCUUGUGGUUCCAGAUACGCGCCCCCGAGUCUGAGAAAGUGUGGGAAACACACGACUGGGUCUAUCUUCAGAGCAAAGGGGCAUUCGACCUGCCCAGCAUCGAUGUCUGCGAUUCCCUUAUUCGUGCUUACUUUGAGCACGUCCACCCACUUCUACCUAUCAUAGAUGCAUCGCACUUCCUGUCGCAAUACACUUUGAAAGGCGCUUCGAGCAUGAAUUUGCUCUUGUUAUGGAGUGUCUUCCUUGCCGCUGCAAAUUUUGCCUCUCCUGAGACUCUACUAACAGCCGGCUAUCCCUCGCGGAAAGCACUGAAGCGUGCCAUGUAUACCAGGGUCAAGGCUUUGUAUGACAGUGAUUACGAGGAUGACAAAGUCUGCGUUGUCCAGGCUGUGACGCUCUUGGGGUUUUGGUAUUCCGACGCUGAGGACAGGAACGGCCCCUGGCACUGGCUAGGGAUUGCCAUUGGAUUGUGUCAAGUCAUGGGUCUCCAUCGGCAACCACCGUUCACAUUGGCAGGUCCGGCCACAGAGCUUCGACAACGAUUGUUUCGGAGAAUUUGGUGGUCUUGCUUUCUGAGAGAUCGCUGGUUGUCCGUGGGUCUGGGGCGCCCCAUGCGAAUCAACCUCGAUGACUGUGAUGUUCAGAUGCCUGAAGCGGAGGAUCUAACAGCAGAGCUUGGACAGCUCGCAAUUGAAGUCGCCAACAGAUACCUACCCGGUUCCAUGGACGAACAUGCAAUCAUCUGGGUCAAGCUUAUCAAAUUGAGCCACAUCCUGGGCAGAAUUAUACGGGUCGACUACGGACUCUCGUGCUCCGAUGCGGGAAGUGAUCAUCUUCAGGCUCUUGAAGCUGAACUGGAAGAUUGUCGACUACCGCGAGAUUGGCUGCCCGUCCCCAACUCUGACUCUCUCACCUUGAACAGGCUUCAAUUUGACAUGCUUUUAGAGGCCGUAACCGUUGUCCUCUAUCGACCUGCGAUCAACUUUCAGAAUCCCCCUGGAGUUUCAAAGGAUCCAGGGGAGGUUGAGGCACUCGAGAAAGCACGCGCCGCCGCUGCCAGGACCAACCACCUGGUCGGAAAGCUGAUCAACUCAGACAUGGUACAUUACUUGCGACCAAUGAAUUUGACGGCCUUGGUUCCAGCUAUGCAGAUACACUUACUCGAUUGCAGAUCAAGUCGGCCACUCGCCCGAAAUUUCGCCAGAUCGAAGCUAGGCGAAUGUAUGAUGAUUGUAUCAGAAUUGCGUAACACCUACUGGGGAGCAGAUUUUACCUUCAAGCUCUUUGAGACUGCACAAAAUAUUCUGAAGAAUGCAGAAGAUCCGACUACAGGCGACAGGACCGUUGGAGGACAGAAUGUACAUGCAGGAGCACAGAGCAAUUCCGGAGAAGGCUCUGACACAGGCCAGGGCCAGCUGAACCUCGACGCAUUUAAUCAUAUGGACUGGUCUAAUUUAUUUUUCGAUCAAACAUACAAUGAGCCGCCUAACAACGAGAGCGCGGAUCCUGCUUUAGUUACUCCUUGGAGCCUGGAUGAAUUUCAGAAUAUGUUCGGCAUACCCUUCGCAUUGGAUGGUUCAGAUACCAACUGA